Talpa occidentalis (Iberian mole) is the source of this 2894-nucleotide messenger RNA. It is a transcript of the gene NIPAL4, whose product is annotated as NIPA like domain containing 4. Bases 16 to 1230 code for a protein of 404 amino acids. Lineage: Eukaryota; Metazoa; Chordata; Mammalia; Eulipotyphla; Talpidae. Gene Ontology annotation, molecular function: magnesium ion transmembrane transporter activity. Gene Ontology annotation, cellular component: membrane. The record is from RefSeq and is a predicted model, not a curated record. The transcript is spliced from 6 exons. Gene Ontology annotation, biological process: magnesium ion transport.
CGCGCCCAGGACCCCAUGGAGCUGCGGGCCGACAAUGCCAGCUGCGAGAACGGUUCCCUGAUCAGCCUCUACUGCUCCUCCCAGCAAGUCUUGUGCCAGAUCCUCAGGGACCCCAGCUCUGAGACACCCAGCAAUGGCACCGUUCUCAGCUGGCAGGAGAGGUUCUGGAAGAGCUACAGCUUCUACGUUGGCCUGGGCCUGGCCAUCCUCUCCAGCUUCCUCAUUGGCAGCAGUGUCAUCCUCAAGAAGAAGGGCCUUCAACGACUGGUGGCCACAGGGGCCACCCGAGCUGUGGACGGAGGCUAUGGCUACCUGAAGGACACGAUGUGGUGGGCUGGAUUUCUCACCAUGGCUGCUGGAGAAGUUGCCAACUUCGGGGCCUAUGCAUUUGCUCCUGCAACGGUCAUCACACCCCUGGGAGCGCUGAGUGUCCUCAUAAGCGCCAUCCUCUCCUCCUAUUUCCUGGGCGAGGGCCUGAACCUGCUGGGGAAGCUGGGCUGUGUGAUCUGUGUGACCGGCAGCACAGUGAUGGUGAUCCACGCACCUGAAGAGGAGAAGGUCACCACCAUCAUGGAGAUGGCGUCCAAGAUGAAAGACACAGGGUACAUCGUGUUCGCCGUGCUUCUGCUAGUACUCUGCCUCAUCCUCAUCUUCAUCGUCGCCCCCCGAUAUGGGCAAAGGAACAUUCUGGUCUACAUCAUCAUCUGCUCAGUGAUCGGGGCCUUUUCUGUAUCUGCCGUGAAGGGUCUGGGCAUCACCAUCAAGAACUUCUUCCAGGGGCUGCCAGUGGUGCGGCACCCUCUCCCCUACAUCCUGUCCCUCAUCCUGGCCCUUUCGCUCAGCACUCAGGUCAACUUCCUCAACAGGGCCUUGGACAUCUUCAACACCUCACUGGUGUUCCCCAUCUACUACGUGUUCUUCACCUCUGUGGUGAUGACCUCUACCAUCAUCCUCUUCAAGGAGUGGCAUAGUAUGUCUGCCAUGGACAUUGUGGGUACCCUCUCUGGCUUUGUCACCAUCAUCCUGGGUGUGUUCAUGCUCCACGCCUUCAAAGACAUGGACAUCAGCUGGGCUAACUUGCCCCAUAUGCACAAAAACCCCACACCAGAUCCCGCCCCAGAGCCCACGGUUAUUCGGCUGGAAGACAAGAAUGUCCUGGUGGACAAUAUAGAACUCUCCAGCACCCCAUCACCAGAAGAGAAGCCCAAAGUCUAUAUAAUCCAUUCAUAAAACUGGAAAUACAAGAGCCAGAGGUUGAGCAGGGACAGCCUGACUUCUGAAUUCCAGAGCCACCUAGUUAUUCUCUGCACAGCUGUCCCCAGGGGCUCCUUUUUCUUGAGAUGUUCAUGUAUACCUCAUCACUGUUUCCAGGAGAAAAAUCCCCUACCCAGUGAGCGGUGGUGCAGAACUUUCUGGAAACACAGCCUCAGCAACCAAAUACCCUACUGUACAUUGGUGCCAGCGAGUGCCCCUGGGCUUCCCUUCUUGCUUGUUUCCUUGGUGCCAUUUCUGUUGUCGGGAAGAUACUAGACUUGACCCGUUGAAUGUAGCACAGUCGGAGAAUGUCCCUGUGGUGUGGGACAUUAGGAAACCUCAGCACUGGGCCUCCUGGAACAGACUCACCAAUCCUCAGUGCAAGGCUCAAGUGUGACUGGGCCUGUGUCCCACGGGCCUGAGAGCCAUUGGCCAGGCCUCUCAAUCUGGAACUGACCGAGACACUGCUUGUGUCAAAUGUCUCCUUGCUUUUGCCACCUCCUCUUCAGAGCCAGAAGCAAGACCCCAGCUGACCUCCUCACUGUGAAAACCACCUGAUGUCUCAGGGAAACAGUCCCCAGGCCUGUGUGUCCCCAGCACCCCUCCUGGAGGUCAGCCUCUCUGAUUCCAUGCACCGCCCCUCUUACCCCCACCUAUGUACCACUUGCCUCACUCUCCUGGCCCAGGAGUCAUUGCUGAGACAUGGGCAGUUAUUGUAGAAGUCAGAGCAAAACAGGAGAAAAUGCUUCACAGCCCAGCCCACUACCUAAAUCCACCAUUUCAGUUUGCCACACUUGGAAGAAAGCAGCAAUAGCGCUGCUCUUAAACGUUGCCUAACUGUCCAGCUAGAAUUUGCCAGAAUGCACUUCCCUUUUCCUCAAGGAGUAAAUAUAAUAUAAAUAUAAUACAAAUAUAAUUUGGGGAUCUGGGGAGAGGCAUGAGGUGCAGAGCUGGGAUUCACUGGGAAGCAGCCACAACCUCUUUGGUGCACUUACUCUCUCGUGUCUAACCAAGAGCCUGGCAGAAAGGACGCUGGGUCAUUUCUGGGUUGCAGCCUGCAGGGCUUGGCCAGUGGGAUCAGUUUGGAACUUUGGUGACCAAGUAGGGGUAGAAGCCUGGCACCAGGUCCCCAGCUGCCCUGCCAGGCUGUAGCCUUGAAAGCACAUGUCAUCACUGCUCCUGCAUUAUCUGGGGGGGGUCUGCCUUUGGUGCCCGCACACCUGGCUGUACAGCCUUACAACCUGGGGGAGGGGGUGGAUUUCUCUUCCCUCCUUUCUAGUAGCAAAAAGUGUGGGAACUAGUAUAAGGACACAGAGAGGGAAGUAAGGGAGCCUGCAUUUAUCAGGGGGCUAGCACAGGGCCCCCUCUGUGCUCCCUGGCUCCUGCACUUGGGUUUAUCCCCCAAGCCUGCUGAAAGCACAGACAAGCCCUUGCCAACCUCCUGCUUACCUCUGAGCAGCAAAGGCUGACAGACAUACUGGUUCCCAGAGCCUACAGCCUAAGAUCCCCACCAUGUGAUGAAUGUGGAUUUCUGCUAUAGCUCAAAUCAAUGCAACAUGUUGGAUCUGGAGAUCAGCAGCGCCCUGAAGGGCUCUGGGCGUGGGGUCCACAGAGUCAAAAAUAAAGACUAUGAGCAUAUU